Molecule: messenger RNA, 1492 nt
Organism: Cryptomeria japonica (Japanese cedar)
Lineage: Eukaryota; Viridiplantae; Streptophyta; Pinopsida; Cupressales; Cupressaceae
Exons: 2
Coding region: 534-1376 (280 amino acids)
Source: RefSeq, a predicted model, not a curated record
GAAACAAACAAGGAAGACUAGCGUGUGGAUCACAUGGCGUGAAGAAUUGCUUUGACGUGUGAGAAACGUUUGCAUUUAGUUAGUCGUGUGAAGCACACAUGUAGAGCAGGUCUAAACACACGCUGACGCGAGCGUGGCUAUCUUUGGCACGAGCUUCAUCCGACGUGUAGGCCACGUAGGCAAUUUCAGCCAUUUAUUACGACGCAUUGAAAACUUUGUACACCGCAGGCUCGUCUAUGUCACGUUUUCCGGGCGCAAAACAGUCAAUUGUAGUAGACUUAUAGCCGACGUGUCAUCCCAAUGUAUAUGAUUGCCUUUCUAUUUACCACCCCAUCGCAUAUUUCUUCAGCGUAUCUAGUUUUUUUUGUGUAUCACGAUAGUUGGCUGGCCAUUAGUCAUUGUAGUGUGAAUGCUGUGACACAGUGUGAGACUGCUGAGGUUGGCCCAGGCCUCCAGUCUGAGUGCUGCAUGCAAAGUCUGGGAGAUUUGGAAUAUUUUCGCCAAAGAAAGAGGCCACUAAUCCAAUUCAAACUAUGGCAGCUCAAUCAUUGCAAAUGGGGGGAAGCAGGGGUAUUAAAAAAUCAUUCGGCAAUGUGAGGUUGCAGCCAGGUCAAAAACCUGUGAGCGUCUCAUUAAUUCCACAUACAGUUGAUGUGCUUAAUGCCAGAUUGGCUAAGGAAGCCAUUCUAUCUGAGUCCAGGAAUCCAAGUGUAAAAUCUGUGAAUGUCUCACUGAUUCCACAAACAAAUAAUUUAGCGAAAGACAGAUUGGCUACAGAAGCCAUACCAUCUGAGUCAAAAAAGCUGCUGCAAGAGGACACAUAUUUGAGAUCUACUUCGAUCUUCGCAGACAGACUAGAUAUUGAUGAGCAAACUGCUGAUGCUGUAACUGCAGACAGACUUCAUCAAUGGAUGACAGAAUCUGUUAUGGAGAUUGUGAGACACAUUCAGGAAGCUCCUUUUCUGUACUAUAUAAUUGAGAGAAAUGUCUCUCCAGAAACACCAAAGCUGCAAAGAGUACCUCAAGAUUUCCUCGAAGGGGCAGAUGGCUGGCCAAUUCUCAGAGAUCUGCUAAGAAAUGCUUUGCCUGAUGGAGUAGUUCUGGUGAAAAAGUUGGAUGGGAAUUCUGUCACCCAGUACUCAACUGCUUCUGAAAGUGGAAUGGGCAAUGAAGUGAAGGAUUUUGGUAAAGCUGGUUGCACGAACGUUUGGGGUUUACUGAUUCAGGGCAGAGGAGUUGGAGUGAAUGCAUGCUACAUUCUAAAGACUACAGAUAUCAUAUCUGCCCAUGGGUGUUGCACACAAUUCUGCCUUACGAAAGCAAAAUGUUUUGGGCCAUCUCCUCAUAACCAAUUCAUUCAAUCAUGGCUACUGUAGUCCGAAGCUUGACAUUGCUCUGUACCCAUCACUGAUUCGUUCAGAAUAUGUACAUACAAACAUUUCUUGUGUGUCGUAAAUUCAUUAUUCUUUUCAUACUAUUUUGAUAGAUUACU